Messenger RNA from Ipomoea nil (Japanese morning glory), 605 nucleotides. RefSeq names its product basic blue protein-like. The transcript is spliced from 2 exons. Gene Ontology annotation, molecular function: electron transfer activity. Bases 47 to 409 code for a protein of 120 amino acids. The record is from RefSeq and is a predicted model, not a curated record. Gene Ontology annotation, cellular component: plasma membrane. Lineage: Eukaryota; Viridiplantae; Streptophyta; Magnoliopsida; Solanales; Convolvulaceae.
AACAAUUUGUAUCUAAUAAAGUACUAGAAACUCUUGUCUUUUAUUCAUGGGAAAGAUGUCUACACAUGAUAGUAUCAUUGUCAUUGUCAUAGUAACAAUGCUAUUGUGCGGCUUUGCUGAGGCAGAGACCUAUAUUGUUGGAAAUAAUGGAAAAUGGGAUUCUGCAGUGACCGAUUGGCCAAAUGGCAAAUCUUUCAAGAGCGGCGAUGUUCUCGUCUUUAACUAUGACCCUAAUGUCCACAAUGUGGUGAUUGUGAGCAAGGAAAAUUAUAAUUCAUGCAUAGACUCUGGAAAGAUAUUAGAAUCGGGGCACGAUCACGUUACAUUGACAAGUGGAACUAGCUACUAUAUUUGUGGUUUUACUGGUCAUUGUAAAACAGGGAUGAAAAUGGCUGUCACUGCCAGUUGAUCAAUUGUUCUUCCAAAAGGCUGAAUCCCAACCCUAAGGGCCCCCACACCCCUACCCGACAAGAGCAUAUAAUAUAUUUUUAUUUAAGCACUCAAAUUUCCAUGAUAUCUAUUAAAAAAUAGAUUAUGACAUGAAUAAAGAUUCAAAUAAAACAUAGAAAUAUUUUGGUUAUUUAAAAAACACAUUGUAUGAGGUA